AUGGGUUUCUCCGAUUGGGUUCGGGUCGAGGCGGUGGGUUUCAGUGGAGGCAUUUGGACGUUUUGGAAUAAAUCUUCGCAUGUCUCGGUCAUUGCUACUCACCCUCAAUUCAUUCUUUUGCAGGUUAAGAGCGACCAACAAAAUCCUUGGUUUUAUGCGGUGGUCUACGGCAGCCCGACUCAUCAUUUACGUCGCCGGUUGUGGGCUGAGUUAACCAUUACUAAGCACAACCUCUAUGGGCCUCUUUUGAUUGCUGGCGAUUUUAAUUCAGUGAUCACUCGGGAGGACAUUGAUAACUAUACCACCUUCUCGUCUCAACGUAGUUCAGAUUUCGCUGAGUGGAUCCAAUCGGAAGGCCUCGUCGACAUGGGCUACAAUGGUCCAAAAUUUACCUGGGUUAAAUCCUUUUCGAGUGGUGUUACUAAAAGCGCCCGUUUAGAUAGAGCUUUCUGUAACGUUGAAUGGCGCCAACGCUUUCCGGAGGCAGUAGUUUCUCAUCUCCCUCGAGUCGCGUCGGAUCAUGCACCGAUUUUGAUACAAGUGGCGGCGCGUACUCCUACUGUCAGGCCUUUUCCUUUCAGAUUCCAAGCAGCCUGGUUCACGAAUAACGGGUUAUAUGACAUUGUUAACACCACCUGGGAUACAAGUAUUGAUUUUUGUACUAACGUAGCCCGUAUGGGGUUUACCCUUGCAGGUUGGAACAAAAGUGUUUUUGGGAACAUACAUCACAAGAAAAAAGCGGUUUUGGCUCGCUUGUCUGGUGUUCAACGCCGUUUGACCUCUUCUCCCCAUGUCGUUCUAUUUAAGUUAGAACGAAAGCUUAUGGAAGAAUACAAAGAUAUUCUGUAUCAAGAGGAGCUUUUGUGGUUCCAGCGGUCCUGGGAGGAAUGGAUAGCUUCAGGCGAUAGAAACACGGCCUACUACCAUGUUGCAACCACCAUUCGAAGGGCACGUAACACAGUUACUACCUUAAGGGGCGAUGAUGGCUGUUGGAUUACGGAUUCGGCGGCCCUAAAAUCAUAUGUGAGGGCUUUCUACGAAGACCUUUUCUCCAGUGAAUCCCGGUCUCUUCCUCACGCAGCUUUAGGAGGAGCUUUCCCCUGCCCCAGGCCCAGAUGGCUUCCAUGCAGCCUUUUAUCAAAGAUUGUGGGUGACAGUCUUUACCAGUUGGUUCAACAAGCUUUUACCAAUGGUACUUUUCCGAGGGAAAUCAACGACACACUGUUAGUUCUCAUUCCGAAGAUACAGUCUCCAGAAACGAUUAAACAAUUCCGACUGAUUAGCUUGUGCAACGUAAGCUAUAAGCUUAUUACCAAAACCAUCACAAACAAGUUGAAGUGCAUUCUUCCGACGUUGGUAGGGCCUUUCCAAAGCUCGUUUGUACCGGGGCGACAAAUCUCCGAUAAUGUUAUCAUCUUUCAAGAGGUUAUGCAUUCUAUGCGUACUAAACGGGGUCAAUGUGGCCACAUGGCUAUUAAACUAGACUUUGAAAAAACCUAUGAUCGACUUUCUUGGUCUUUCAUUGAGUCGACCUUACAGGAAGCCGACUUUGACCAGAAUUGGAUUACCUUGAUCAUGUACUGCAUCCGAACACCUAGUAUGUCGAUUAACUGGAAUGGAGAACGGCUCCAGCACUUCAGGCCAGAAAGAGGGAUUCGUCAAGGUGACGCUAUGUCACCGGCUAUCUUUGUCCUCUGCCUUGAGAAAUUAAGCCAAAUGAUUUCCCUGAAAGUGGACUUCGGGGAAUGGAAAGGGCUUAGGUUGGUACCUUCUUGCCCUACGUUAUCUCACUUGUGUUUCGCGAAUGACACGGUCCUUUUCACGGAAGCUUCUUUGGAGCAAGUCGAUAUUGUUAAAGAUUGUCUGUUGCAGUUUUGUGACGCGUCUGGCCAAAGAAUUAAUUUUGCUAAGUCACAGGUGUUUUUUUCAAAGAAUGUUCCACCUGUUCUAGCUUCUGCCAUUUCCAAUCAGUUGCAAAUCGAACAGACUAAUGAUCUAGGGAAAUACCUCGGGGUGAAGUCGAUUCAUGGUCGAGUGACUUGCCACCACUUUACUGAGUUAUUGGACCGUAUAAACGGUAGAUUGGAGGGCUGGAAAACUAAAACCCUCUCUGUGGCUGGUCGAGUCACACUUGCAAAAGCGGUCCUUAAUGCCAUCCCUACGUACACCAUGCAGACGUCCGUGCUGCCCGCGAGAGUCUGUUUGGAAAUCGAGAAACGCACUAGGAGGUUUAUCUGGGGGCACACUAGCCCCGAUUCUCAAUCCAAAAUGAACCUUGUUAGAUGGGAAGUGGUCACAACGCCUAUCCAUGCAGGGGGUUUGGGCUUGUACAGACUACAGACUCUAAAUCAAGCUUAUAUGGCAAAGCUGCGGUAUCGCCUUCAUACUGAACAUGAUCGUUUCUGGGCAAGGACGAUUUUGAGCAAAUAUGCCAACCCUCGGUGGAGCCAGUCAUCAAAGAAUAUUUCGAAUGUGUGGAGGGGGAUCAUGUCGGCACAGCACAUCACGGAAAGGGGACUGGUACAGCAGGUUCGAAAUGGUAAAUCUACAAAGUUCUGGAUGGACAAAUGGUUCAAGCCAUUUCCUUUGCAUUCUCACCUCACGACGUCGCUGAGUCUACCGGAGUUAUAUGCCACCGUUAAUGACUAUUGGGAGGAAGGUCGAGGGUGGAAAUGGGAAAGGCUUACAGGGCUCAUUCCGGAUGAUAUUCUUGAAUCACUCGCUGGGUUUGUUCUUUCGGGAGAUGAUACUGUGGAUGACGAAGUUGGCUGGGGUUUGGACAAAUCGGGCUUCUUCUCUUUAUCAUCUGCGUAUGAAGUAGCUACCCAUUCAACACCACAAUCUGGAAUGACUAUAUGGACGAAGAUUUGGGGCCUUCAAGUUCCCCACCGGAUUUGGCAUCAUGAGGAUUGCAACCACUUGUUCCGACAAUGUAAGGAGAUACGAGGGAUAUGGGAGGCCGAUCUUGGCACGCAAGCGGUUCGAGGACUCCAGCAUCUUGAUUGGGCAGACUGGCUGAAGGUGCAGAUUAAUGGUGAUCGAUACAUGGGUAUUCCCAUCACUUGGCCGGAGCGAUUCGCGAUUCGUUUGUGGUGGAUAUGGAAAUGGCGGAGUGCUAAGGUGUUUAAGCAGAAAAGUUUCCUGCUGUCUCAUAAGCUUGCAUGGCUGAAAAGGCAGGAAGAGGUGAUCAACAGUAGUUUUUCCAGACGUGCAGCUCGGGUGACGCCGAAUUCGAUUUGUGUCGCGAGAUCGGACAGUUGGACAACACCUACCGGAGGGUGGUUUAAGCUCAAUGUGGAUGGUAGUGUUAUUAACGCCACUGGUGCGGCGGGCUGCGGCUGUGUUUUGCGGGAUGAUACAGGUCGAUGGGUCGAAGGUUUCACUUACCAUAUCGGCCGAUGUUCGGUUGCGGAAGCCGAAGCUUGGGGAGUGCUUCAAGGUCUACGAAUGGCGGCACAUAAAGGAAUCUCCAACCUAAUUGUGGAAAGUGAUUCGAAGGUGACAAUCAAUCAGCUGAGGGGUACUCAUCAAAGUUUGGGUCAGCACAACAAUAUUAUCGGCCGUUGUAUCUCUGUAGCGCAAACGUUUGGCGCCAUUCGUUUCACCCACGUGUUGAGGGACCAAAACUGCCUAGCAGAUGCUAUGGCCAAGAAGGCUCUCUCGACUAAUAGUGGUGUGGUCACUUGGUCUGAAACUCCUAAUGAGUUAGCUUCUUUAGUCCUCCAUGAUCGCUUGACUGGGGGUGUGCACUAA
Molecule: messenger RNA, 3753 nt
Organism: Ipomoea triloba (trilobed morning glory)
Lineage: Eukaryota; Viridiplantae; Streptophyta; Magnoliopsida; Solanales; Convolvulaceae
Exons: 3
Coding region: 1-3753 (1250 amino acids)
Molecular function (GO): nucleic acid binding; RNA-DNA hybrid ribonuclease activity
Source: RefSeq, a predicted model, not a curated record